Molecule: messenger RNA, 1927 nt
Organism: Coffea eugenioides
Lineage: Eukaryota; Viridiplantae; Streptophyta; Magnoliopsida; Gentianales; Rubiaceae
Product: AMSH-like ubiquitin thioesterase 3
Exons: 14
Coding region: 142-1686 (514 amino acids)
Biological process (GO): protein K48-linked deubiquitination; protein K63-linked deubiquitination
Cellular component (GO): endosome; membrane
Molecular function (GO): K63-linked deubiquitinase activity; metal-dependent deubiquitinase activity; protein binding
Source: RefSeq, a predicted model, not a curated record
GGUCAAACCUUUGUGUUCACUUCUCAACGGGCUCCACGUUCGGGAAAACUCGCCUAACAUUUCCAACUGGGGAACGACGUCGCAUUGCAGUAAGAGCAGAACAUUUUCCCUUCCCCGGUGGUUCCCCAUCGUCGUUGGAAAAUGAGGCGGCCGGCGAACAAAUCGACGAUUAAUAUCAGCGCCAUGGCGCGCAAAGUUGGCGUCGAUAAUCGAAUUCCUCUCCGUAAUUACUACCGAAUUGCCGAUAAUCUCCUCAAACAGGCUAACAUUUAUCGGGAGGAGAAGAAUAUUAUCGACUUGUAUAUAAUACUUCUUAGAUAUUCCAGUUUGGUUUCUGAGACUAUACCGUUCCAUCGCGAUUACCAGGCUUUGUAUCCUAAAGAAAGAACGUCUUUUAGAAAGAAAUUAUCAAGUGUGCUAGAUGAGCUGGAGGCCUUAAAACCGGAAGCACAACGGCGGUUGCAUGAUAGAGGAAGAGUUGAGGUGAAAGAUGAACCUUCUUUACUUGAUGGAGAGAAAAGGGCUCCAUCUGCAUCAGCAUCCUUUCAAGAAUGGCCAACUGCAAACAAUAGAGCAUCAUUAAGCUACGACAAUCAAAGGCAGGCUUGCACAGCUCAGUCUUCUUGGAAAAGGAAUGAUAACUACAGUCUAGUUCCAUCAACGAGUCCAAUUGAUAAGCAUUUCCAGAAGCUAAAUCUCAGUUUACCUCUUCCAAAGCAAGAAACAUUGUCUAGACACUCCUUUUUAGGACCAAAUGGUCUUCAUGGUCAGUGGCUAGGAUCUACCACUGAGAUAAAGGUCAACUAUCCAAUUAACACAGAUUUAGCUUCAAAUGAAGACUCAAGCCUGAAUCAGGGUGGAAAAUAUGAGAUUGUCACAUCAAGGGAUGGUGAUCUGGAAGUGGAAAAGUCUGCUAUGGCAUCUGUUCUCUCUCUGGAUGAUGGAAGAUGGUCAUCUCUUGACAAGGAUUCCGCUCGUCCAUUUGAUGACGAAGUGAGAGAUAUUUUUCCAUUGGUUAGACAACCAUCUCCACCUCCUGUCCUUGCUCAGGUGCAACCCGAGUAUCUUCCAAUAUCUCCUUCAAAGGUUGCAGAUCCAAGACCCGGACCUGCAAAAUUCUUUUCAGAUGGGACAGCCAGUUCUAACUCAUAUCAACAUCUGCAUAUUCCGGUGAAGAUGAUGGAUGAUUUCUUGAGAUUGGCUAAAAAAAAUACAGCAAGAAAUUUGGAAACAUGUGGAGUUCUUGCAGGGACUUUGAAAAACAGGGUGUUCCACAUAACAACACUUAUCAUCCCAAAGCAGGAAUCAACUUCGGAUUCAUGUCAGACAUUGAAUGAAGAAGAAAUCUUUGACGUUCAAGACAAGUGUUCUCUCUUCCCUCUUGGGUGGAUUCAUACACAUCCAUCUCAAACCUGCUUCAUGUCAUCGGUUGACCUUCACACACAUUACUCAUAUCAGGUGAUGCUACCAGAAGCCAUUGCAAUUGUUAUGGCUCCGACAGACACAUCCAGUCCUCAUGGCAUUUUUCAUUUGUCCGAUCCGGGCGGUGUGGCUGUUAUACGCAACUGUCAGCAACGUGGUUUUCAUCCACAUGAGGCUGCUGAAGAUGGAAGCCCCAUAUAUGAGCACUGUUCGCACGUGUAUAUGAAUUCUAAUUUGAAGUUUGAUGUGGUAGAUCUUCGGUGAGCUGAUGUUAUACGGCUAAUUUUGUAUUGAUAGAAAUAGUUUCGGACAUGAAGCGAGUCUUAUUAAAAUUAAGAUGCCUUUGUGAAUAGCAUUUGACAGGAAAAGAGAGUCAUUCGUUUUCUGUACCAUCGAAUGAUCAGCUAGAAGUAAUCAUUCAGUUUGAGGAUGUGUUGCGAUGUUCCAAAAGAAAUUUGUUUCCAAACCCAUGCCUGUUAAAUUCAUGUACCUUUUAUCUUGUGCA